CUCACUCUGAUUUGUAAUGUCGAUUGGGUUGAAUGUGUCCGCGUUCCGCAGCUGCCAGUAGUAGGCUUAGGAAAGAAAAGCUGAUAUAGUAAAAAUCGCUUCUUCUUGGUUGCUUUCUGCUGCGCUGCAUUGCCAAAGUAGCCAUAGUCGUUGGUCCUGCCAUUAUCGUCAAGGUAGCCAGCCGAGUGAGUCCAACCAAUGAAUGCUGAUUCGAGCGUGAAACUGAAGCAACAGCAGGUCGUUCUUAUUAUUUUUGGACCGUGAAAAAAGAAAAAAAAGUGUAAUACGGGUAAACAGUGUAUACGAAUUGGCUCGUUUUGUAGUGUUUUUGUGAGUUACUAGAGAAGCGACCACUUCGUUAUCCCAUCACCAUCAUCAUGGCGGACGACGAUAACACUCUGGACGAGAUUCCAGAGGGUGAGAACAAAUUCGCCAUGCGUAACCGUGGACGGAAGGGUGCACUCAAGAAGAAAAACGUCUAUAAUGUCAAAGAUCAUCGCUUCAUUCCGCGAUUCUUCAAGCAGCCUACGUUCUGUUCUCACUGCAAGGAUUUCAUCUGGGGAUUCGGCAAGCAAGGUUUCCAAUGUCAAGUUUGCUCAUUUGUCGUCCACAAACGAUGCCACGAGUACGUGACCUUCAAGUGUCCGGGAGCCGAUAAGGGAGCAGACUCAGAUGAUACUCGUACCAAACACGAGUUCAAAGAGUGCACCUAUUCGAGUCCCACGUUUUGCGACCAUUGUGGCUCAUUAUUGUAUGGUUUAAUCCACCAAGGGCUUAAGUGUUCAGCAUGUGAUAUGAACGUACACAAACGGUGCGAGGAGAGCGUUCCGAAUCUAUGCGGAUGUGACCACACCGAGCGAAGAGGACGUAUCCAGCUAGCCAUUACACACCAGGCCAACAAGCUCAACAUUGAAGUGAAACAGGGUCGCAACCUGAUCCCAAUGGACCCGAACGGUUCGAGUGACCCGUAUGUAAAAAUCAAGCUCAUUCCAGAUUCGGACAAUGUCAAGAAGAAAACGAAAACCAUUCGGGCAUCGCUAAAUCCGGUGUGGAAUGAGACACUUGUUUUUGAGCUUAAACCGGAAGACAAGGAUAGACGCAUACUGAUCGAGGUUUGGGAUUGGGAUAGGACCUCACGAAAUGAUUUCAUGGGUUCGUUGUCGUUCGGAAUAUCGGAGAUUCUGAAGAAUCCGGUCGAUGGUUGGUUCAAACUGCUUACUCAGGAAGAGGGUGACUUCUACAACGUACCGGUGCCAGAAGAGGGUGCCGAUCUGGUGCAACUCAAGAGUCAGAUGAGAAAAACAUCCAUUUCGAAAAAGAUACCUGUAAUCGGUGAUAAGGAUGUUCCUCAUAACAUGGGCAAAAAGGAUGUGAUACGAGCUACGGAUUUCAACUUCCUAAUGGUUCUUGGUAAAGGUUCAUUUGGAAAAGUGUUGUUAGCAGAGCGGAAGGGAACCGAUGAGCUUUAUGCGAUUAAAAUUUUGAAAAAGGAUAUCAUCAUCCAGGACGACGAUGUUGAGUGCACCAUGGUGGAGAAGCGGGUACUUGCUUUAUCUCAUAAACCACCCUUCCUGGUGCAGCUGCAUUCCUGUUUUCAAACUAUGGAUCGAUUGUAUUUCGUGAUGGAGUACGUCAACGGAGGUGAUCUCAUGUUUCAAAUUCAACAAUGUGGCAAAUUCAAGGAACCGGUUGCAGUUUUCUACGCCUCGGAAAUCGCCAUCGGGUUAUUUUAUCUGCACGUACGGGGCAUCGUGUACCGUGAUCUGAAGCUCGAUAACGUACUGCUGGAUCAGGACGGACAUAUCAAGAUUGCUGAUUUCGGUAUGUGCAAAGAGGGCAUCACCGGGGACAAAACUACCAAGACGUUCUGCGGCACACCGGAUUACAUCGCCCCGGAGAUUAUUUUGUACCAACCGUACGGAAAAUCGGUCGAUUGGUGGGCUUACGGGGUACUUCUUUACGAGAUGCUGGUCGGUCAACCGCCGUUCGAUGGGGAAGAUGAGGAGGAACUGUUUGCAGCCAUCACCGACCAUAACGUGUCAUAUCCGAAAAGUCUAAGCAAAGAAGCCAAAGAUGUUUGUAAGGGGCUUCUAACCAAGAAUCCACAAAAACGUCUUGGCUGUGGAAUGCGAGGUGAAGAGGAUGUCAGAGCUCAUGCUUUCUUCCGUCGUAUCGAUUGGGAAAAGAUUGAAAACCGUGAAGUUCAACCACCUUUCAAACCAAAAAUUAAACACCGUAAGGAUGUAUCCAACUUUGAUCGUCAGUUCACCUCGGAGAAGACAGACCUAACACCAACCGAUAAGUUAUUCAUGAUGAAUCUCGACCAAACGGAGUUCAACGGGUUCUCAUAUCUCAAUCCGGAAUUUGUGCAAUACAUCUAAGGAAUUCGUGCGUUGAUAUGAGAUGAUUACGGAAGGCAUAAUAACUUAGGAACCUACAUUUUAUCGGAGGUCUCUCCCGUGGACUGGGACCGUAAACUUGAUAACCCCAGGAAUUUAAUAUAUUCUGCUCAAUUUCAGUGUCGCGCAAGGUAGCGGAAUGUUUUGCAAUCCCAAAGAUAUAAUAAAAUCCCAUUUUAACGUGUAAGAAAUGUUCGCGAUUGUACUCCGUAGAAUACGUGUAAAAGUCAUACUAGCGUUCCAAAGUUUUUCUGAACCAGUUUCCGUCUUCCUCCCGAGAGAACUUAAUCAAAAUCGACACCAAAACUUCUAACGUUUUACAAGCUUCGCGGCAGCUUGAUCGCGAGUAGUAUUUUCCUUCCAUCGAUUCUCCAUUUGCGAACGGGCACCGGUAGUGUCCCUGCAGUGCAAAGAUUUGAAAUCCAGGCCAAAUAAUUUCUAAUAAUACUGUUAAUCCUGCUAAAAUGUAGCACCUUGUUAUCUACUAUACACAAACAGACACCCCUUUUAUAAUUAAAAAUGCGAAUACAAUGUGAAUACUUUUUGGAAUCUUAUAGUAUACAAGAUGGAUAAAAAAAAACAUAUUUUAUUUAAAUCUUAAAUGUUUGAAUACAUAUGUAUAAGAAGAACACAUGUUUCAGUAGUGGAAACCACCCGACAGUAACGAACUACAAUCGAACAAUCGUCAAAACGGAGAAAAUAUUUUCCUUCGGAAGUAACAAUACACGAACUUUCAGUUGUACAAUCGAAAAAAAGUAAAAAUGCAAAAUUGCUGCGCCUACUGUGUCGCUUUUUCAGAUUCCAGCACGCUGUUUUUUGCCUUUUUUUGGUAUAAAAAUCAAUCAUCUGACUCCGACCAUGAAGCAAAUAAUCCUAGAGAGUCCAGUAAUCUAAUUGAGCAAUCGUUCAUACCGAAAGCGCCGUGUGGUGAAAAUGGGUGCAAAAAUCAACCUGAAAUGGAUACAUAAAGUUGCCUGCGCAUUUCACACAACCACUAUAGAUAUUGGGCAAUUACUCAUUUCUCACUAUUGCCAUAAAUUGAGUAAACCUAGAUUUCCCACUGUACGGUGACACUGACAGCGCUUCAAGUGAGAAAUGGGUGUACUUUUUUCCAUUAGCUACUGUGGUUGUGUUAAAUGCGCAGGCAACUUUGUAUAUACAUUUUGGGGAGCAUUUACGUAUCCAUUCUACAUUCUACAUUUUGGUGUCACGGGUUGCUCAACUACAGUACUAUUAUACUGGGGAAUUUAGGUUUAUUUUAUUUAUGCUAUUGCGCUGUCCGUGUCUCCGUACAGUAAGAAAUCAAGCCUUACUUGAUUUAUGCUUCCACGCUGCAUUAAAUUGAAUAUAGAAAGCAGCACUACAAGCAUAAUAAAAAAUCCGCAGUGGACAGUUUUCGAUUAGUACUUCCAUUCUUCAGUAGCAAUAAUUAUGAUAAUUAAGCAAAAUCAUCCCGACUGUGUAUGACUCUUGUAGGCCGGCAGAGGGGAAAAGCAUGUAGAAAACAUAAACAGUAAAGAAAUGAAACAACAAAAUGGAGCUUUAAUCUUGCACUUUAUAUUAUAUAUAAAUAAUAUGGAAACAGUAUAUUAUUCUUUUACUUAAUAACAUACAUCUAAACGAGUAAAAAAUAUGGAUAUAAUAAAAUCAUAAUUGUGAUAAUAGAGGAAAUUGAUCAUUUCAAAAAUUCAAAGAGACACGGUAACACCUCUCAACCGUGAGAUUCUUGCGUACGCAGCCUCCGGAACCGGAGUUUUACAUACUCAAGCAUUGGCGCAUGCAAAGAGAAUAAGUGUUGACCUUUUAGUAGUGAAUCUGACGAAUAACAAGCGAACAAGUGUCGCAAAAUGGACAAGAGAGAAAAACCAUAGUAUUGAAUCUAGUAUUUCUAUUUAUUAUCAAAACAAAAAUAUGUAUGUCGUAGCUAACAGAAAAAGAUACAGAAAACGAUAAAAAAAGGAUCUUAGGAUAUUUACUGAUAUAAACCCACAAUAAACGAAAAACGAUGGAGAAGAAGUGGACAGACACUAUAUUGAACUAUGAAAAAAUAUGAAGACAAACUGAUGCAAAUCUCACUAUAAUUUUGACAAUCUGAAUGUAGUUAAACUAUAUGAAAGAAUAGCCCUUAGUAGUGGAAUCGAUUUGAGAAACCGAGGAGAAAGUAUCUUUAGUAUAAACAACUAAAACUGAAAACAAAGAAAAAAAAAUGCAUUCCAAUUCUCGGUGGAGAAUCUGUAGAACACAUCCACAGUUAUAAAAGAAAACGAUAGGAAUAAUCACCUUACAGAUAUUUAUUGAUCACAGAUGAAAAAGAGCAAUUGCGUGAGAUUAUUUACUCUUAGUUUGCUUGAACCAAUUGCGUUAUAUUGUUUGUGAAACAAAGAGUAAAAUCAACUGAUAGUCACUAAUGUUAAACAGAUAUCCGUUCGACUAGUUUUAUGAAUGUUGUUGAAUUUGAAAUCGCAUUAUCUAUAUAUUUCUAAAGCGUUCUUGCCUACAUUGGAAACAUUAAACAAACUACAGUUUAAACAAAGAAAACUACUAAACAAGAUGCUAGAGUUAAAUUAAAUCGAAUUAUAAGUAGUUAAACCCCCGUUGAAGAACUUGGGACUUUGAGCGGAUGUCGUUGGAACGUUGCCACUGUUGGACCGAGAUAAUCUUGACCAUCAACGAAAUCCCACCUUACGAAGGAGUAUUAUUGUUAUACAAAAAAAGUAGGCAACCCAACAGUCAAACAUAUAUAGAACAACAAAACAAAAUACAUGUCUGUCUCAAUCAAACACCAACACACGAAGUUUAGAUGUGCAAUUAGUUCUACAAUCCUUCGCUAUAGAAUAUGCUUUUCUUUCCGAUCCAAGUAGACUGGUUGACGCGACACGGGCAUCCAUUGUUCAGUUACCAAACUAAUAUAAAUGCUACCAAGAAAUCGCUCGGAAAUGGCACUCGCCUGCAGUGCGAUAGUCCAUUCUCAUCCUAAACAUAUGUCACUAGGGAAAAAUAUGUACAAUCGCAGCAGGCAACGGUUCGAUCGCAGUCAACCAACAACUAUAAACUGACAAGAGAGAGAAAGAGAGAGAACAAACAAAUAAGUAAGCCCAACUAAAUGAACCUGAAAAUAAAUGCUGAAUAAGUGAGAAAUAAAAAAGAGUUUACAAAUGAAUACUUAUAAAUAUUUAAAAAAAAAAAGCAAAAUGUGUAAGGAAAUUUCUAUUUCACCACUGCCUUAAUUUUUAAAUCUGUAACAAUUUGUGAGAAUCGCGAAAUCACACUCAUAAACAAACACUCACACAUGUAUAAUAGAGAAGUUCAAAUUAAGCGUGAGAUAAAAAGUGAAACUACUAGAAGCGCGAAGUUCUGUAACCCUCUUAUGCACAGAGUUGAUGUUCACUGGCGUAUCUGGCGAAACGAUGAUGAUGAUGAUCAGCUUAACUCUGUCGCUGAAGGACGAGGCAAGACGUACAAAUUCACCAUUUGACGUGCAUGCAUGUUUCUGGAUUCCGAAACCCAUCAAGUGAAAAGAUACGACAAGCUAACCGAAAUUUUAGCUAAACUUUUACAAAUCAUCUCAUUGACUUUAACCUUAAAGAGAUUGUUAUCAUGCGAAAAAAAAAAUAACAAAACUACCAAAAGACACUUUAAAAGAUUCAAGCAUUUAUAUUUCAGUGUUUCUUUUUUCACGUCUCUAAUUGUAAAUCGAUUCGACAUUGAUUGCAUUAUUCAAACAAAACAACCAUUAAUUAUAGUCACAGACAUAAGAAACCUACUCAAGAGUUUAAAAAAGGCAAAACAACAAAAAAAAACAAAAAUGCAACUCCACACCAACACUACAUUCGAAUACUUACAGAAAAGCAUUUAGCGUUUCGAUGAGGACUAUUUCAAGGUGAACAAACAGUGGUUUAAUAUUUUGAUUAGUAGAAACUUUAAACAACAGUAGUAAACUUUUAAACAACAUAACAGAAAUACACUUUCGGACGAACUGAAUCAAAGUAAAAAAUAGUCUGCUUCAAAUAAAAACGUAUGAUUAAAGCAUGAACACAGAUUAACAUCAACCAGCAGCAAAUUGAAAAGCAAACGACAGCUAGAAUGGGUCUACUACUGCUCGAUUGGUCCUACGCAAAAGAUACAAGCAAAAGAAAGUCACCAUUCUACUUUCUUCUUAUAGCGAGCGAAAGGGCAAAAAGAAAAUCCUGGUUAAGCGAUGAAAUACUGCAAACAAAAAUACAAGUACUGUUCUUUUAUCUGUAGAAAACAAA
Malaya genurostris is the source of this 6652-nucleotide messenger RNA. Its product is annotated as protein kinase C, brain isozyme-like. Gene Ontology annotation, molecular function: diacylglycerol-dependent serine/threonine kinase activity; ATP binding; zinc ion binding. The record is from RefSeq and is a predicted model, not a curated record. The transcript is spliced from 14 exons. The coding region runs from base 378 to 2381 and encodes 667 amino acids. NCBI's taxonomy places the organism in Eukaryota, Metazoa, Arthropoda, Insecta, Diptera, Culicidae. Gene Ontology annotation, biological process: protein phosphorylation.